Molecule: messenger RNA, 4130 nt
Organism: Hibiscus syriacus
Lineage: Eukaryota; Viridiplantae; Streptophyta; Magnoliopsida; Malvales; Malvaceae
Exons: 12
Coding region: 746-3763 (1005 amino acids)
Source: RefSeq, a predicted model, not a curated record
GUCGUCUCUCGCAGUCGCAGUACUAUUUUCGGCUACUGUAUUCCUCUUCAUCGUUCUUUCCCUUCCGCCGCUAGAAACGGCCACGCACCGCCAUUCUUUCUAUUUAUAUUCGUACAAACAUACUUGAAAAUUUACGUAUGCACACAAAAUUUUCAUGUCACAAUAACUUGAACACAACAAAUCUAGUAAAGCCCUCCCUCAAAAAUAAUGUACGGAGGUCCCUCGAAGCUCGGCCGCGGUGGGGGCGACGGACGUGGGAGCGGAGGCCCUCGGAAUCGCUCUUCAUUUCCUCCGCCGCGACACCGCUCUUCUUCUGCCACCCAAUCAGGCAGGCUUCCCCUUGGCUCCGCCCCUCGUAACCGCCCCGGUAAUGGGGGCGGUUCAGGACCCACACCGUCUGUCGAAGAGAGCUUUUCGCUUGUUUCUGGGAACAAUCCGUUAGCUUUCGCGAUGAUUAUAAGGUUGGCGCCAGAUUUGCUGGAGGAGAUCAGGAGGCUCGAGGCUCAAGGAGAGACGGCCAGUAUUAAAUUUGAUUCAAUUACGACUCAUCCUACUGGGAAUGUCAUUGAUGUUGGCGGUAAGAAGUUUAGGUUUACGUGGUCACGAGAACUUAGGUGAUCUGUGUGAUAUACGAAGAACGUCAAAUGGGAGAAGAUGAAAUGAUUUGCUUGUUGAAUCUGGGGGUGCAUGGCGCAAAUUGAAUGUUCAACGUGUCUUGGAUGAAUCAACCACAAAUCAAGUUAAGAUGCGGUCAGAGGAAGCUGAACGCAUGCAUAAAUCAGGCAAAGCCAUUAUAUUAGACCCUGGAAACCCAUCUAUGAAGAAUCAAAUCAAGCAAUUAGUUGCUGCUGAGGCUAGUCCAUGGAAGUCCCAUUUUAAAAAGGAGAUUUCUUCUAAGAAGGGUAGAGUUGAGACACCUCGAGCUGCAGUUGGAAGCCCUUCAAAAUCUGGCUACAAACCUGGUUUAAUUUCGGCCGCUGCUGCAAAGGGAAGACAUUCAUCUUCACCUUUACCAUCUCCACCUGAGCGCUCUGGUGCUGCAGCAUCUCCAGUUGCAAUUGGAAGUGCUACCAAGAUUCUUGCAAGCAGUGAGGAUGUUAUUCCUCCCCAGGUGAAAAGCAAAGAAAAUAUUUCUUCCAGCUCUGAGAAAGAAAUACUAACCAGGGCUACUAGUGUAGUACGUGAAAUGCAAGAGCGCAAGGGAGGACCUAAGCCAACAGAAUUGCAGAGUCUUCUUAUCAGUCUACUGAAGGAAAACCCCAAGGGGAUGAGCUUAAAGGCCUUGGAGAAAGCUGUUGGUCAUACAAUUCCAAACUCUGCACUAAAGAUUGAACCCAUUUUAAAAAAAAUUGCAACUUUCCAUGCUCCAGGAAGAUAUUUCUUGAAACCAGGAGUGGGGUUGGAAAGCUUGAAGAAAGCAUUGCUUGAAAGUGGAAGUUCGCCUGAAUAUAAUCCUAACGAGACUACAGCUCCUGAAGAAAACCAAGAUCAGACAUCAGGUCCAGCAUCAUUAUCAGUGGAGAAAGUUAGUCAUGAUGAAAUGGAGAAACAGACCCAUUUAUACCCAAAACUUACCGAAGAAUCGAAUGCAUUGGAACAAAUUGACAUCCAACAACAUUCACCUGAUUUGGGUGGUGAGAGAAAUGUUUCUGAAAAUAGUGAGGGGCCAGCAAAUAGUGCUACUGACAGUGGCAGUGAUAGUGACAGUGACAGCAGUGACAGUGGAAGCCACAGCAGGAGUGCAAGCCCGGCAGCAAGUGGGAGCGGUAGUAGUGAAAGUGAUGCUUCUUCCAACAGCAAGCAAGGGUCUGAUGAGGAUGUAGAUAUAAUGACAAGCGACGAUGAGAAAGAGACUAAGCAGGAUAUACCAACAUGUGAACCAGGACUUUUGUCUUCACCUGUACAAUGUCAGGCAGAACUUGACAGGUCCCUGCAGAACGGAAUGGAUGAAAAUCAAGAUGAUGGAUCUGAUGCAAUUAAUAUUGAAGACAAUGGAUCGGAUGCUGUUGACAUUGAACAAGACUUGCCUGAAGAUGAACAGGAAACUGGAAGGGCUACCAACACAAACAAAGAAUGUGAUAAACAUGAGGAAGGGACAAAACCCUCGUCAUCUGAUCAUGAUGAAUUCCAGGAGCCCCAAAACUUCAUAGGGAAUUUGUUUGAUGAUACAGAAAACAUGGUUACGGAUAGCAUCAGAAAUGAACAAUCUGAUUACUCGGUGAAGAGCAAAGGUAAAUGUAAAAGGGGAUCUGAUUCGAAGCACAUUUAUGAGAAGUCUGAGCGUUCUAAAAGAUUGAAGUCUGAAAGCAUGUCUCAGCAACCUGUUUCAGGGAGUAGAGAUGCAGAGUUCUUUAGCAGUAGUAGACCCAUAGAUGAGCCUUACCAAAGCUCAAAUAAAGGUUACAUGGAAUAUGCCGACUCUCAAAAGGGAUACAAUCAGGUGUUUCCCAGGAAAUAUAGUACAGAUUUUCAUCAAUCAGGUCGUAAGUCAUCUUAUCCAGGUGUUCGGACUAAAGCUGUUAAUACAGCUGAAAGGCCUUUGAAACAUACUGAGAGUUCAGGACCUGCUAGUAAGUUCACUGAGAAAAAUGUGCAUGGAGGUUAUGUCAUUCAAAAAGAUGACCCUUCUAGGGACACCCAAAUUGAGGAUGGUUUAGUGAAUGAAAAAAGUUCACUGACAAAUCCUAAAGGUGGUGCUCGAGGUAAAGAUGCCGGGCCUUCUGAUUUCCAGCACAGAAAACAUGGUGAAACUGUUGGAAAGUCCAAGAACUCUGGACAAAUUUCUGGCUCAUAUAUUAAUUCUUCUCCGAAGGAUAACAGCAGGGUUAGUGAAGAUAAAUAUCUAGCUAAUGGUAAAAGCAACGUUCUCCAACGAGAGCUUUCGCAAUUGGAGUUGGGUGAGAUUCGUGAGCCGCUGAUUGAGGAAACUCCUACACAGAAGCAAAUUGAAAGUAAAGCUUCUGUUAAACAGUCAGGUGGUAGACCAAGCACCUCAGAGAACUCUAAUCCCGAUCUAAGCAUGGGAAAACCUUUUGGGAAGGCAAAUUGGGAUUCAGGGAAAUCAUCUUCGCCUAAUCUAAGUGGGCUUAAAAGAACACCAGAACAUCUUGUUGAAGUUGGGUCCCAGUUUAACAGAUUGGCUGAUACUGGUAAAACCAAGAAAACAGACACUGAUGCAAAACUGGGAGUUGGCCUGGAGGAUUACGGUGAAAGCCAUAAGAAAGCACCAGCUAGUGCCCCGCAACAGAAGGAAUCUAAACGAGUACCAGCGUCCCAGCUCAUGAAGGAAAGUAAAAUAUCAGCAACAAAUAAAAUACUGGAUACGACUGAUACGCGAAAGGAUGUGGUUCUGAAAGAGGGUAAUGUAAAUGGUCUAAAGAAAAGAGGUUGUUCAGAUGAAGACUAUUUACUUUAUUUUAAGUAUGAAAAAGAUGAGCCAGAGCACAAAGGACCGGUUAAGGAUUCAUCUCAGGAUGAAGAGUAUGUGAAUGAAUUUUGUGAAAAAUAUGAAUCUUAUAAGGACUUGGACAGGGUCCUACAAACCUACAGGAAUGAAUUUGAAAAGCUGGGUAAGGACCUCGAAUAUUCGAAAUGUAGGGACAACGAGAAAUAUUACAAGACCUUGGACCAAUUGAUGGAGUCUUAUCACCAAUGUGGAAUGAGACAUAAGAGACUGAAGAAAAUAUUUGUUGUGCUUCAUCAAGAACUGAAGAACCUUAAGCAGAGGCUCAGAGAGUAUGCCGAGCCACAGUCAACGGAUUGAUAUUGAAUUAUUAGAAGCCUGUCAUGUAACAGAUUGUGUCCUCUAUUUUCAUACCUGAGCUGCAAUCGGCUUAGACCUUUCUCCAUCACCUUUCAGGUAGACAUUCAUACAAACAGUGAUGUGUUGCUUUGCCUCUUGAAGAACGGAGCACUUGUAAAUGAUUAUGGUUGGUCGUUCAAGGUGAUUGGAAUGGGGCCCAUGGUCCUUGAAGGAUUGAAGGUGUAGGUUGAACCCAAAUUGGGUGUGUAUAAUGUGUACAAUUUUGGCUUUUGGCCACCAAUUUUGUUCUAGAUUUUUUUGACAGCUUCGUUUAAUCUUUUGCUUGCCACCAACAAUUUCUUUCGAUGUGUGUACAAAUUAUUGAAAA